Messenger RNA from Striga hermonthica, 1353 nucleotides. Lineage: Eukaryota; Viridiplantae; Streptophyta; Magnoliopsida; Lamiales; Orobanchaceae. The record is from the annotation of a GenBank genome assembly.
AUGGGCUUCGAAACCACCGCCCCAACACCACAGCCUACCACCGUAUGCGUAACCGGAGCCGGCGGCUUCAUCGGCUCAUGGCUCAUCAUGAGGCUCCUCGAACGUGGGUAUAUUGUUCGUGCAACAGUUCGCGAUCCUGGGAACAUGGAGAAAGUAAAACACCUAAUAGAAUUGCCGAAUGCAAAUGCAAACUUGACUUUGUGGAAGGCAGACAUGAACAUACAAGGAAGCUAUGAUGAAGCAGUCCAUGGUUGUGAAGGGGUGUUUCACAUGGCUACACCUAUGGAUUUUGAAUCUCAUGACCCUGAGAAUGAGGUUAUAAAGCCAACAGUAGAUGGUAUGUUGAGCAUAAUAAGAUCAUGCGCCAAAGCCAAAACAGUGAAGAAAUUGAUCUUCACAAACUCAGCUGGGACAUUGAAUGUCGAAGAACAACAAAAACCAGUCUACGAUGAAACCAACUGGAGUGACCUGGAUUUCAUUUACUCCAAGAAAAUGACUGGAUGGAUGUAUUUUGUGUCCAAGAUUUUGGCUGAGAAAGAAGCAAUGCAAGCAGCUAAAGAGAGCAACAUUAACUUCAUAAGCAUUAUACCACCUUUGGUAGUUGGUCCAUUUAUCAUGCCCACCUUACCACCUAGCCUAAUCACUGCACUUUCCCCUAUCACUGCUCACUACUCUAUCAUAAAGCAAGGGCAGUUUGUGCAUGUCGAUGAUUUGUGUGAGGCCCACAUUGUUUUGUUUGAGCAUCCAACCGCACAAGGAAGAUACAUUUGCUCUUCCGAUGAUGCAACCAUAUAUGACCUAGCCAACAUGAUCAGAGAAGAAUGGCCCGAAUAUCACAUCCCAACCGAGUUUGAAGGCAUAGACAAGGACAUACCAGUGGUGCAUUUUUCUUCGGAGAAACUGAAGGCCACGGGAUUCUCCUUCAAGUACACAUUAGAGGACAUGUACAGAGGUGCAAUCGAGACUUGUAGAGCAAAAGGUUUGCUCCCACAUUCAACUCAAAUUCACACCUAUAGCGAUGAUAAGACCAAACCCAAUGGUCAAGGGAGAAAGCUAAUUCCAACUUUGCAAGAAAACCAUUCUAAAAUCAUAACUAAUGGAGACGAGGAGAAUAAUCUGCUUCCAAAUUCAAAGGGAAAGCAGGGCGAGGUGGGCAGUACUUGUCUUGUCCUUGUUUUCCUGUGGGAUAUCCAUCCUCGUCAAGUUUACCGUCACCAAAAGUCUACAGCAUUAUUGGUUGGAGCUCAGAUCAAGCUUCUUGAAAAAGGUGUCCCGGUUGCAGUACAUACUGCUGAUGGAGGUGUCCAAAAUGCUGAACUUGUUGAUGUUGAAGUUGUCCAAUCUGGUGUCUGA